UAAGCAAAUACAGGAACCAAAAGGGUUAUAGAGGCUGCUUCACGCUGUCUCACUCAGUUCCUUUGCGGUCCUCUUCUUCAGCCCAUGCCACAGCAGUUCCUCACAACCUGUGGGACCAGAGCAUCUUGGGUGUGUGACAAUGGAAGAGUUGGAUGCCUUAUUGGAGGAACUGGAGCACUCCACCCUCCAGGACAGUGAUGAACCCUCCAGCCCAGCUCCUCUUCCCCUAGAUCAGCGCUCCAGAAAGGACAGUGACCUCGCUGAGACUUCGGAGACCAUUGUUCAGAAUGAUACACGUUCCUUGCCGGUACAGCUCGUGUAUACGACCCAUAUCCAGGAGCCCAAUAUCUACAGUAAGGUCCAAGAGCCAGAGGAAGCCUCACAUCCCCCUAAAACCUCAGCAGCUGCUCAGCUGGAUGAACUCAUGGCCCACCUGUGUGAGAUGCAGACCCAGGUUGCAGUGAAAGCAGAUGCCAGCAAGAAACACCCAGCGAAUAAGCAGGAUCCCAAGGCCUCCCUGGACUCAAUGCUGGGGGAUUUGGAGCAGGAUCUGCAGGACCUUGGAGUUGCCACAGUGUCCAAGGGCCACUGUGCUUCCUGUCGGAAACCGAUUGCUGGGAAGGUGAUCCAUGCUCUAGGGCAAGUGUGGCAUCCAGAGCACUUUGUCUGCACUCACUGCAAGGAAGAGAUUGGCCCCCAGCCCUUCUUUGAGCGGAGUGGCUUGGCCUACUGCUCCAAGGACUACCACGAUCUCUUUUCCCCACGUUGUGCUUACUGUGCUGCUCCCAUCCUGGAUAAAGUGCUGACAGCAAUGAACCAAACCUGGCACCCAGAACACUUCUUCUGCUUUCACUGCGGAGAGGUGUUUGGUGCGGAAGGCUUUCAUGAGAAGGACAAGAAGCCAUACUGCCAGAAGGAUUUCUUAGCCAUGUUCUCACCCAAGUGUGGUGGCUGCAACCGCCCAGUGUUGGAAAACUACCUCUCAGCCAUGGACACCGUCUGGCACCCGGAAUGCUUUGUGUGUGGGGACUGCUUCAGCAGUUUCUCUUCCGGCUCCUUCUUUGAACUGGACGGACGUCCGUAUUGUGAGCUCCAUUACCAUCAGCGCCGGGGAACACUCUGCCACGGGUGCGGACAGCCCAUCACCGGCCGCUGCAUCAGUGCCAUGGGCCACAAGUUCCAUCCCGAGCACUUCGUCUGUGCCUUCUGCCUGACACAGCUGUCAAAGGGCAUCUUCAGGGAGCAGGAUGACAAGACCUAUUGUCAGGCCUGCUUCACGAAACUCUUCCCACUGUAAUCUCAGCUGAACCCACAGUCUCCGCAGAUCCCCUACAAAAUUUAAACCAGGAGGGGAAGGAGUAUACUUUGUUGUUACUGCUCUUCAGCUCAGUGGGCAUAUAGGGGAAGUAAAGGUGAUGAACUUCUAGUUGUUACAUGCCUAGGCUUGUAAUCUUAGGUUUUACAUUUCUAGUCUUAUUUUUUUUCCUUAAUCAAGUAUCUGGGUUUAGAUCUAGGUCCUGCUUCUAGAACCUCUGCAGCUGCGUCUUCCACAGGUGCACAUUCAUUCCACCACCAGUUUUCUCAGCUUUCUCCCGUUUUCACUCCUGCCUUGGCCCUCGUCACUGGGCCUUUUCACGCCUCCCUCAUUUCCCCUUGACUCACUUUCCCAUGACCAAUGCAUUAUCCUCGCUGUCAGGAGUCCUGAGGCCCCUCUGAAGCCCUCUGCAUCUCUAUUCAGUGUACUUCUUCUCUAUUUCAAGAGGAAAUAGAUUUUAACUGGACUACUUUGAGUACUGACAUCAUUGAUAAAUAAAACAGCUUUUAGUUUUAACGUCUUACUGUUGUGUUUGGAGAUAAACUGCUUCCUGUGUUAUAUACUCAACACUCUGCCGUUAAAUCCAUAUCCUAUCUCUUGUUUACUUCCAUACAAUAGGCACUUUUUCUUAAUCAAAAGAAAUUGAAUGGAGGGACUCCUGUUCACUAACUUUUCUCUUAGUUUGGGCCCAUAACAUACAUUUUAUUUUAUUUUUUGCACUGACAUGAUUGAAUCAUCUUAAAAGGUGGCAAAGCCCCUUAAAAUUGUUUUCAUCACUUUGUUUACCCAAAGUGAAAAAUCAGAUCUCUGC
Messenger RNA from Lontra canadensis (Northern American river otter), 2126 nucleotides. RefSeq names its product leupaxin (gene LPXN). Gene Ontology annotation, biological process: positive regulation of substrate adhesion-dependent cell spreading; cell-cell adhesion; positive regulation of integrin-mediated signaling pathway. Gene Ontology annotation, cellular component: focal adhesion; cell-cell junction; cytoplasm. The transcript is spliced from 9 exons. The record is from RefSeq and is a predicted model, not a curated record. Bases 140 to 1297 code for a protein of 385 amino acids. NCBI's taxonomy places the organism in Eukaryota, Metazoa, Chordata, Mammalia, Carnivora, Mustelidae.